AAGCUUCUAUUCACAGACCCAAGCCUCCUUGAGACGCGGCCAAAUCAAACGCCGCCACGCAACCGACCUCUUUGAUAAAAGGCUGCGUUUCCAACGUUGUAUCUCUUACGCAGUGCGGUUGAAGCAACACGAUCUUUUUGCACCGAGCACUGUUACACUGAAGCUCUCCGAUCUCUUCUUCACUUCCCACUAGCUUUCCUCCUCCUGUUUCAUUCUCAUCCUAUCCGUGAUUUUGAUCGGUCGCUUCUCAUCUGGAGCUCCUACUGGAAGUAAUUUCCCCGAUUUCAGGAACGCGGACUAGAUUCACCAUUAUGAGUAAUACCGUCGGCGGAACUAUCUUCCACCAGACUUCGCUUUGUCCAUCGUUUGCUGAAUAUCAAAGUAAGGUUAAUUCUUCUGGCACACCUGCAAGCUCUCUAUUCAAAGCUGUGAGUAUCAACCAAGGGUCAGCACAAACACAGAACUUCCUACUUUCUUCCAAAUUUUGUGGGAACAAGUUGUGUGUGAGGAAACGAAAAUUAGCCAUGGGAAGGCUCGGACGAGUUGCAGGUAUUCCACAUGCUGUGUUAACCACAGAUCACGCUUCAGAGCUUUCAGGGAAAUACAACCUUAAUGGGGAUAUAGAAUUGCAGGUAGGUGUUGAUUCUGUAGCCCCAGGAUCUAUUACAAGAGUAGAAAUUCAGGUUUCAUACAAUAGUGACUCUCUGAUUUUGCACUGGGGAGUUAUUCGUGAUAGGCAUGCGAAAUGGGUACUUCCUUCUCGGCGACCAGAUGGAACAACAGUGUAUAAAAACAAGGCUCUUAGAACUCCUUUUGUAAAAUCUGGCUCAGGAUUCAUUCUUAAAAUAGAAAUUGAUGAUCCCGCUGCACAAGCUAUUGAGUUUCUUAUAUUUGAUGAAGCUAAGAAUAAGUGGUUCAAAAACAAUGGUGAAAACUUUCUUAUCAAGUUACUUGUGAAAGAGAGGCCACCUGUGAAAGAUAGGCCAGUUCAUGAAAUUUCAGUUCCUGAAGACCUUGUACAGAUUCAAGCAUACCUUAGGUGGGAACGAAGGGGUAAGCAGGUGUAUAAUUCAGAGCAAGAGAAGGAGGAAUAUGAAGCAGCCCGAGAGGAAUUGUUGGAGGAAGUAGCCAGGGGUGUUUCUGUACAAGACCUCCGUGCAAGGUUAACAAAUAAAACUAGUUCUACUGAAGCGAAGGAGCCAUCUGUUUCUCAAAUUACGACAAUCCCUGAUGAACUUGUACAAAUACAAGCCUAUAUACGCUGGGAAAAGGCAGGAAAACCUAACUACUCUCCAGAUCAACAAUUGAGGGAAUUUGAUGAAGCAAAGAAAGAAUUGCUAGCUGAGCUUGAGAAAGGUAGCUCCAUUGAUGAGAUACGAAAGAAGAUUACCAAAGGAGAGAUACAAACUAAGGUUGCUAAGCAAUUGCGAAGCAAAAAAUAUUUUAGUGUUGAAAGAAUCCAGCGCAAAAGGAGAGAUUUGAUGCAGCUUAUUAACAAACAUGUGGCCAGAGAUGUAAACCUACAAGAUAUAGCUUCACCAAAAGCCUCAACACUGACAGUACUUGAACGCUAUGCCAAGGAAAGAGAGGAACAGGAUAAAGGUCUUGUUUUGAAUAAGAAAAUCUACAAGCUUGGUGGUAAUGAUCUUCUGGUCCUUGUUACAAAGGAUGCUGACAAGACUAAGGUUCAUCUGGCUACGAAUUUUGAAAAGCCUAUUACUCUUCAUUGGGCCCUAUCCAAAACAACACAAGGACAGUGGUCGGUACCCCCUCCAAGUGCUCUGCCCCCUGGUUCUGUUGUUGUUCAUGAGGCUGCUGAAACACAGUUUAAAAUGAGUCCAUCUGAUUCUUCUUAUCAGGUCCAGACCGUAGACCUAGAAGUUGAAGAUGAUACUUUUAAAGGAAUGCCUUUUGUCCUUCUGUCUGGUGAAAAAUGGAUUAAGAACAACGGGUCAGAUUUUUAUAUAGAAUUUGAUAAAGGAAAGAAGCUGAUACCAAAGGUUAAUGCUGAUGGCCAAGGUACAGCCAAGUUUUUGUUGGAUAAAAUAGCUGAAAUGGAGCACGAGGCACAGAAGUCCUUUAUGCAUAGAUUUAACAUUGCAGCAGAUUUGAUGGAUCAAGCCAAAGAUGCUGGCCAAAUGGGCCUUGCAGGUAUAUUGGUGUGGAUGAGAUUCAUGGCCACAAGACAGCUCAUAUGGAACAAAAAUUAUAAUGUGAAGCCACGUGAGAUAAGUAAAGCACAGGAUAGACUCACAGACUUGCUCCAGAAUGUAUAUAUAAGUUAUCCAGGCUAUAGGGAACUUGUAAGGAUGAUCAUGUCUACUGUUGGUCGGGGAGGUGAAGGUGAUGUAGGACAGCGAAUUCGGGAUGAGAUCCUUGUCAUCCAGAGGAAGAAUGAUUGCAAGGGUGGAAUGAUGGAGGAAUGGCAUCAGAAGUUGCACAACAAUACUAGUCCUGAUGAUGUUAUAAUCUGCCAGGCACUGAUUGAUUAUAUAGAUAGUGACCUUGAUAUUGGUGUUUACUGGAAAACUUUGAAUGACAAUGGGAUAACAAAAGAACGCCUUCUUAGCUAUGACCGUGCCAUCCAUUCCGAACCAAAUUUCCGGAGAGAUCAAAAGGAAGGUCUUUUGCGUGAUCUUGGUAACUACAUGAGGACCUUGAAGGCAGUUCAUUCAGGUGCAGAUCUUGAGUCUGCUAUUUCAAACUGUAUGGGCUACAGAACAGAGGGUCAAGGUUUCAUGGUUGGAGUGCAGAUAAAUGCAGUGUCUGGCUUGCCAUCUGGCUUUCCAGAGUUGCUUGUAUUUGUUCAGGAUCACAUUGAAGUUAAGGACGUAGAACCGCUUCUUGAGGGUUUGCUAGAAGCUAGGCAAGAGGUUCGACCACUACUGCAUAAGCACCAUGAUCGUCUGAGAGAUCUUUUAUUUUUGGAUAUUUCCCUUGAUUCUACUGUUAGGACAGCAGUGGAAAGGGGAUAUGAACAAUUAGAUAAUGCUGGACCAGAGAAAAUCAUCUACUUCAUCUCUAUGGUUCUUGAAAAUCUGGCACUUUCAUCAGAUGACAAUGAAGAUCUAAUCUACUGCUUGAAGGGUUGGAAUCUCGCCUUAAGCAUGCUUAAGAAUAAAGACACACAUUGGGCACUGUAUGCAAAAUCAGUCCUUGAUAGGACACGUCUUGCGCUCACAAAAAAGGCAGAGUGGUACCAGCAAAUUCUGCAACCAUCAGCAGAGUACCUUGGAUCUCUGCUUGGGGUGGAGAGAUGGGCUGUAGAGAUAUUCACUGAAGAAAUUAUCCGUGCUGGAUCUGCAGCUUCGUUGUCCUCUCUUCUUAGUAGACUGGAUCCAGUCCUCCGAAAGACAGCUAAUCUUGGAAGUUGGCAGGUUAUUAGCCCUGUCGAAACAGUUGGAUAUGUUGAGGUUGUGGAUGAGUUGCUUGCUGUUCAGAACAAAUCAUAUGGCCAACCCACUAUUUUGAUUGCAAAGAGUGUGAAAGGAGAAGAGGAAAUUCCAGAUGGCGCUGUUGCUGUCCUGACCCCUGACAUGCCUGAUGUCCUAUCUCAUGUUUCUGUACGAGCAAGAAACAGUAAGGUCUGUUUUGCUACAUGUUUUGAUCCCAAUGUCCUGGCCAAUCUUCAAGCCAAUAAGGGAAAGCUAUUGCAUCUAAAACCGACAUCUGCUGAUGUAGUUUACAGUGUGGUAGAGGAGGGUGAACUAGUUGAUGCCAAAUCAACUCAACUGCAAGAAGAUGGUUCUGUGCCAACAUUAAGUUUGGUCAGAAAGCAAUUUAGUGGAAGAUAUGCCAUAUCAUCUGAGGAGUUUACAAGUGAAAUGGUUGGAGCUAAAUCACGUAAUAUUGCUUAUUUAAAAGGAAAAGUGCCUACCUGGAUCGGAAUUCCCACCUCAGUUGCCAUACCAUUUGGAGUAUUUGAAUAUGUUCUUGCUGAUAAAGAAAAUCAGGAAGUAGCCGAAAGGGUUAAAUUUCUGAAGAUGUCAUUGGCUGAGGGAGACUCCAGUACCCUUGGAGAGAUUCGCAAAACAGUUUUGCAGCUGGAAGCACCACCCCAGUUGGUAGAGGAGCUGAAAACUAAGAUGAAAAGCUCUGGAAUGCCUUGGCCUGGUGAUGAAGGUGUACAACGAUGGGAACAAGCAUGGAAGGCUAUAAAAAAAGUUUGGGGUUCAAAGUGGAAUGAGAGAGCAUACUUCAGCACAAGAAAAGUAAAACUAGACCACGAAUAUCUUGCCAUGGCUGUCCUUGUUCAGGAAGUUAUUAAUGCUGACUAUGCUUUCGUCAUCCACACAACUAACCCAUCUUCAGGGGACUCAUCGGAGAUAUAUGCUGAGGUUGUGAGAGGACUUGGAGAAACUUUGGUUGGAGCAUAUCCUGGUCGAGCUUUGAGUUUUAUCUGUAAAAAGCAUGAUCUGAACUCCCCUCAGGUGUUGGGUUAUCCUAGUAAACCUAUUGGCCUCUUUAUAAGACGGUCAAUUAUUUUCCGAUCUGACUCCAAUGGUGAAGAUCUAGAGGGUUAUGCUGGUGCUGGCCUUUAUGACAGUGUGCCAAUGGAUGAAGAAGAGGAAGUUGUGAUUGAUUACUCAUCCGAUCCCCUCGUAAUUGACGCUGGCUUUCGCCAGAAGAUCCUCUCUAGCAUUGCACGAGCAGGAAGCGAAAUUGAAGAAUUGUACGGUUCUCCUCAAGACAUUGAAGGUGUCAUCAGGGAUGGAAAUGUUUUUGUUGUCCAGACCCGACCACAGAUGUAAGCCUCUGUAUAUACCCAUGUCACUUACCCAACCAUGAGUGGAGUUAGCAAUCUGCGACCCUGCUUAUUACCGAAUUUGGUUUAAACAUUCAAUAUAGGGGUAGAAUAAAAUUAGUUACACGUUUAAUAAUUGUAAUUUGAACAGAUUAUUUUCUUUAUUUGAACAUUUUUUCUUCCUAAUUAAAGGAAAUUCAGGUUUAACGCGCCUGAGAGGCAUACAAUUGACUGCA
Prosopis cineraria is the source of this 4980-nucleotide messenger RNA. Its product is annotated as alpha-glucan water dikinase, chloroplastic-like. The coding region runs from base 312 to 4751 and encodes 1479 amino acids. The transcript has 34 exons. The record is from RefSeq and is a predicted model, not a curated record. Lineage: Eukaryota; Viridiplantae; Streptophyta; Magnoliopsida; Fabales; Fabaceae. Gene Ontology annotation, molecular function: ATP binding; kinase activity. Gene Ontology annotation, biological process: phosphorylation.